CAGAUUCAGAAGCGAAGAAGGUCACAAUGAGUUCUUCGAGCACUCGAGAUCUUCAGCGCGAAUUGGAGACCAAAGCCAACGAUCUUAGCAAGCUUCAAAAGGAUAUUGCAAAGAAUCAUCAACUGAGAAAAAAGUACACGGUCCAGCUUGGCGAGAAUGAGCUCGUCCUUAAAGAAUUGGAUUUAUUGAAAGAAGACGCAAAUGUUUACAAGUUGAUUGGCCCAGUACUUGUUAAGCAAGAUUUGGCUGAGGCCAAUGCAAAUGUCCGCAAGAGAAUCGAAUACAUCUCUGCUGAAUUGAAGCGUCUUGAUGCCACUGUUCAAGAUUUGGAAGAGAAGCAGAAUAGCAAGAAAGACAUGAUUCUAAAAUUGCAACAAAGGAUUCAGUCUCUUCAGGCUGGUAAAGGCAAGGCAUAGUUUUCCCUGACAAAUUGUUUCAGCAUUAUAAUUUUAAGGGGCUCCUAAGGUUGCAUGUACAUUGUGCCUCUUGUUUUGAACUGAAGUUGACUGUUAAGAGAGGUGUGUUCUUGGAAUCCGUUUGUAGUAGUAGACUGAUAAAAUAGCUGUUGUUGUUGUUGGCUCAUUUUCUUCGUUCUCUCUUUCUGCUGUCUUCUCUAGUUUUAGCCAAACCAACUUUUUCUAGAAAAUUUUCAAUCAACUGAAGCUAAAUAAAAGUAAAGACCAA
Messenger RNA from Gastrolobium bilobum, 684 nucleotides. Its product is annotated as prefoldin subunit 6. Gene Ontology annotation, cellular component: cytoplasm; prefoldin complex. Gene Ontology annotation, biological process: protein folding; chaperone-mediated protein complex assembly. The coding region runs from base 27 to 416 and encodes 129 amino acids. The transcript is spliced from 5 exons. Gene Ontology annotation, molecular function: protein-folding chaperone binding. The record is from RefSeq and is a predicted model, not a curated record. Lineage: Eukaryota; Viridiplantae; Streptophyta; Magnoliopsida; Fabales; Fabaceae.